UCUCUCAAUACCACUUUUGCUCGAUUGUUUAAUCUGUCUCCUUCAUUCUUCUUCGGUUUCACACACACAAACACAUAUAUUGGUUUUUUGCACAGAUUGUAUAACAUAAACAUCAGCGUGCAUGCAUCUACCUUCAUUACAUUAAUUUUCUGCGAUUACAAAUCAAGUUAUAACCAUGUAUAAGGUUGCUGGUCCUUCUGAAUAUCUCGCCAUAACUGGACUUUUCAUCAAUGAUGUCAAACUUGCGAAGAAAAAAUACGUUCUCCCCUUUCAAAAAUGCGUCAAAUUCGACAUCUCCCCUGUCAACUACGAGUUCAAUGUCCAAGCCAUGAGUGCUGAGAAGCUGCCCUUUGUUCUCCCUGCUGUUUUCACCAUCGGUCCGCGAUUAGAUGAUCAUGACAGUCUCAUGUUGUACGCGAAGCUUGUGUCGUCCCAUGACAAGCAUUCGAACCAUGUUAAGGAUCUGGUGAUGGGCGUGAUCGAGGGGGAGACUCGGGUUCUGGCUGCGGGGAUGACUAUGGAUGAGAUCUUUAGGGGUACCAAGAAGUUUAAGCAGCAAGUGUUUGAUCAGGUUCAGCUUGAGCUUGAUCAGUUUGGGCUGAGGAUAUUUAAUGCGAAUGUGAAACAGCUUGUGGAUGUUCCGGGGCAUGAGUACUUUUCUUAUCUUGGUCAGAAGACGCAGAUGGAGGCGGCUAAUCAGGCGAAGGUGGAUGUGUCCGAGGCUAAGAUGAAGGGCGCGAUUGGGGCCAAGGAGAGGGAGGGGCUGACGUUGCAGAAUGCAGCCAAGGUGGAUGCAGAGUCCAAGAUUAUGGCGACGAGGAGGCAGGGGGAAGGGAAUAAGGAGGAGAUUAGGAUUAAGACGGAAGUGCAGAUUUAUCAGAAUCAGAGGAAUGCGGAGGUUGAGCAGGCAAAUGCGGAGUUGGCAAAGAAGAAGGCCAUGUGGUCUCAGUCUGCUAAGAUGGCGGAGGUGGAGGCACAGAUGGCGGUGUCCAUGAGGGCAGCCACUCUGCAGAUGGAGGUGGAGAAGCAGAAUGCUCUGACCAUGACUGAGAAACUUAGGGCUCAAGAUCUCAGUAAGGCUAACAUUGAUUAUGACAUACAGGUACAAGAGACGAAUGCAAAGCUGUAUGCUAAACAGAAAGCAGCUGAAGCAGUUCUAUUUGAGGCACAAAAGAAAGCGGAAGCACAGAAAGCAAGCGCGGAUGCUGAUAUGUAUGCUCGCCAACGAGCAGCAGAGGCUGAGCUGUAUUCAAAACUGAAAGAAGCAGAAGGUACUACGGCACUAGCACAAGCACAAGCUAUCAAUAUUGGAAACCUACUCAAUCAAGUGGGAGGGAACUACUCGUCUCUCAGAGAUUACUUGAUGAUCAAUAACGGAACCUACAAGGACCUUGCUCGGCUUAAUGCUGAUGCGGUUCGUGGGCUGCAACCGAAGAUUAAUAUAUGGACAGGGGCACCUGGUAAUGCUGUUGGUGAGGGAAGUCAGAAUGGUGGUGGCUCUGGUGGCGCCUUGAAAGAGAUUGCUGGUUUGUAUGGAAUGCUUCCGCCAUUGCUGCAGACGGUGAAUGAUCAGACUGGGAUGCUUCCACCGCCUUGGCUAGCCAGUUUACCAACCGAUACUAGUGAAAAAUAAAACUGUGAAUUGAGCACUUGAUCGGACAAUAGAUAUUAUAGCUCUAGGUUUUCUUAUUAAGCAUGAAGUUAGUUAUUCUGGCUACUUGACAGUUGUAGGUUGGUUUAACAUAUUUAGUUA
Messenger RNA from Daucus carota subsp. sativus, 1753 nucleotides. RefSeq names its product flotillin-like protein 3. The record is from RefSeq and is a predicted model, not a curated record. Bases 176 to 1633 code for a protein of 485 amino acids. Gene Ontology annotation, biological process: protein localization to plasma membrane. NCBI's taxonomy places the organism in Eukaryota, Viridiplantae, Streptophyta, Magnoliopsida, Apiales, Apiaceae. Gene Ontology annotation, cellular component: plasma membrane; plasma membrane raft. The transcript is spliced from 2 exons.